CAAGUAGCAAUAAGCAUUCACCAUAAAUAGAGCCUAUGUGAUCAAUGAUACAAAAAGCCCCCCGCACCUCAAGCUGACCAAGACUACAUACACUCCAAACUACCCCACAACCGCCGAUACAUAAAACCCUCCCCGGCCUCAACUACCUCUUCCUUCCCACUACCAUACAACCAACCUCAAAACACAACAUCCAUUCCAAACCCCCCCCCCCAAUCCCAGAAAACAACCCUCCUAAGUGAUCAAAAUAUAGAUGCUGCGCAGCCUCCCGAAAAUGGCCCCAAUCGAACGCAUCACCCUCUUCAAGAUCCCGGACGAAGCCGGCCGCGACCGCGUCCUAGAACAAUACAAGAUCCUUGCCAAAACAGCCGUCAAGGACGGAAAGCCAUACAUCGUCAGCGCGGCGGCGGGCGCAUCGUUCCCGGACCCCCGCAACAAGGGGUACAACCUCAGCGUGAAGACGACGUUCGCGUCGCUGGAGGAUAUGCAGUACUAUGACACGCAGUGCGAGGCGCAUAAGGCGUUGAAGGCGGUGGCGGCGCCGGUGCGGGAGGAGGUGCUGACGACGUAUUUUGAGAAUAUCCUUUGAUGAAUUCAAUCUUUUCCGGGGGGUUCUCUUUCGGGGAACAGGGGGUUAGGGGGUUGUAUAUAGGUUUGUUUCGGUUGAGUAUUUCUCGCUUUUUGGCGAGGUCGAGAGGAGGCCAA
Molecule: messenger RNA, 702 nt
Organism: Aspergillus homomorphus CBS 101889
Lineage: Eukaryota; Fungi; Ascomycota; Eurotiomycetes; Eurotiales; Aspergillaceae
Product: Dabb family protein
Exons: 2
Coding region: 272-586 (104 amino acids)
Source: RefSeq, a predicted model, not a curated record